CCAUGGCGUACUUAUUUGCACAUCGAUUCUCUCUUUUGCGUUAUGGAUGCGUACGCCUUCGACUCAGCUGAUCAACGACACACCUAAUAUAUACUCUCCAGCAAAUGUUGCUGUCGAGCCCGUAUUUAUAAGGUUUAACGGAUCCCUCGACUUUCCUUCUAUCUAUCGUGGUCCACCUUCGCCAGAAAUUGAUGCCGCUUGGAAUGGGAUAGCUAAUAAUUUAACUCAAAUGACCCGCGAAGAGAUACUCAAAGGAGGUACAAGCGAGGCAGAAUUGCCUUGGAAAGCCAGGUAUCCGGAAAAAAUUGGUGGACAGUACAUUGGUUUUAUGGAAGCCAUCCACCAAUUGCAUUGCGUGAACUUCCUUCGCCAAGCCUCUUGGUGGGAGUAUUAUGGGUCCAUUCAAGAACCUGUGUUCCAAACCACCCCAAGAGUAGUUCGUGCGCAUAUCGAUCACUGCAUCGAAAUGAUAAGGCAGAAUAUUAUGUGCCGUGCUGACACGACGAUGAUCUCAUGGUACUGGGUUCAAGGAGAGACGACCCCUUUACCUAACUUCAACACCCGUCAUCGAUGCAGGAACUUUGACAAAAUCUGGGAUUGGUCUAUCAAGAACUCCAUCCACCUCGCUGAAACCGAGGUCGCGCGCUCUCCAGACUCGGUUGACCUCCCAAGACCACAAGGCCAUGUGCAUGUGCAUGAGGAAUGAGAAAUAUCGUA
Messenger RNA from Suillus discolor, 717 nucleotides. RefSeq lists its product as uncharacterized. The record is from RefSeq and is a predicted model, not a curated record. NCBI's taxonomy places the organism in Eukaryota, Fungi, Basidiomycota, Agaricomycetes, Boletales, Suillaceae. Gene Ontology annotation, biological process: mycotoxin biosynthetic process. The transcript has 5 exons. Bases 47 to 706 code for a protein of 219 amino acids.